Molecule: messenger RNA, 1176 nt
Organism: Babesia bigemina
Lineage: Eukaryota; Apicomplexa; Aconoidasida; Piroplasmida; Babesiidae
Exons: 3
Coding region: 1-1176 (391 amino acids)
Biological process (GO): phosphatidylcholine biosynthetic process; phosphatidylethanolamine biosynthetic process
Cellular component (GO): cytoplasm
Molecular function (GO): ethanolamine kinase activity; choline kinase activity
Source: RefSeq, a predicted model, not a curated record
AUGGUAGAUCUAACAUCAAAUAAAGCAAUGACAACAACGCUGGAUGUUGUCAAGCCCAUAAGACAUAUUAACGAAGUACACCAUACACGUGAUGACAUUAUUAUCCAAUGUGUCCGUUUGGCUAAUGUGCAGCUGGGCAUUGACGUGACUGGCCUGGAUUUGCAGGGCGAAUUGAGCGCCUCGGAUUUCGACUACCUUGUUGUGGAUUCAAUAACGGGAGGUCUAACGAACAUAUUGCAUAAGGUUACGAACACGAAGAACGGAAUGCACGUGGCUGUACGUAUAUUUGGACACAAGACAGAUGAAUUCAUUGACCGUUCUCGUGAACGUAUUAUCCAACAUCACCUUUGUCUACAGGGCUUCGCUAAGCACGUGUACGCUCACUUCGAGGGUGGGCAGAUUGAGGAGUGGCUUCCGGGUGAAGCGGUGUCUGACGCUGAUUUCCACAGCUACAAGUAUAGCCAUCUGAUCGCACGGCAACUACACCGGUUGCAUACAUUGCCUGGCCAGCGUGAGCUGUAUCUGGAGCUGCAUCCGCACAUUUCGGCGGGUGUAGACGUGAAAUUCGAGUCCGACCUGUGGCCGAGCGUGUGGAAGUUUUACAAUCUAUGCAUGGCCAACAUAGAGCAGCUGGAGCCAAUCAUCGCUGGGAAGUUCAGCCUCACUGAACUAAAAGAAGUGAGUUACUCAAUUAGGAGCCACCCAAACAUGAAAUUACAGCACAUAGAACGAAUGCAAACAUACUGCGACAGUGUGAGGUCGCCCGUUGUGUUGUGCCACUGUGACCUUUUGAAUGCAAAUGUGAUAAUAAAUGGACCAGAAGAAGCGAAAUUUCUGGACUUCGAGUAUGCCUGCUUCAUGGAGCGGGGUUUCGACAUUGCAAACCACUUCAUAGAGCACUGUGGCAUAGAAUGCAAUUGGAACGAUAUACCGGAUGAAGUGGAGCAAAGGCGCUUUCUUGUUUCUUAUAUCGGGGAUAUUGCCGCCGACUCCGAUGUCGACAUGUUAUACAUGGAAAUACAACCGUUCUUCAUCGCCGCCAAUAUAUAUUGGGGACUGUGGGGAUUUCUUCAAUGCAUAUAUUCGUCGCACGAAGUCGACUACCCCCAUUAUGCUAGAAGUCGUGUAACGUCUGCGAUUCAUGACGAACGUUGGAAGCUGUUCGGCGGCAGAUAA